AGCACGUCUAGCCAGCUAGAAGUGCCACGACUUCACAGUAGUCCAGCGAUUACCCGGCGGAGUUAGGAGGAAGAUAUCUGGGAAAAGGCAACUAAGCUAAACCGCUGCAAAUACAGAGGAACGACACACCGCAAUUAUUACACUUUCAAUUGAAAGCUCUCAGCAAUCCCUCCGUUUUUCUUUGAGCCAAGCAGACAGAUUUGCAUCAGUAGCGUGUUGAACCAACAUUGAGCAAUGGAUAUCUAUGACCCUCAGACCAUUGGCAUAAUGGUUUUUGGUGGAUUCAUGGUGAUCUCUGCAGUUGGGAUUGCUCUUGUCUCUACGUUCUCUAUGAAGGAGACCUCUUAUGAAGAGGCACUGGCAAAACAGCGUAGGGAGUUGGGUAAGAUACAGUCAGGUCGCACAGAGAAAAAGAAGAAGGUCAAAACGGCUGACAAAAAGAAUCGUGGAAAGAAGAAGGAAGAAAAGCCCAAUGGAAUGAUCCCGGAAGCUGAAAAAUCAAAUGAGACUAGUGAAGCUGAUCAAGUCCCUGAGCCUCUUUCUGCCCCAAUUGUGGCUACUGCUCCUGUUGCUCAAUAUGCCUCUGAGGCAAAGGCACAUGCAACCCCUGCACCAGCAGACCCACAGCCCAAAGCUGUUAAAACAAGUCCAACUCCUGCUGCGUCCUCACCUGUACCUUUGCCUAAAGACAAAAAGAAGAAGAAAUCCGCCAAGGUUGACCCAACCUCUAUUACUCCUGCACUCGCAGUUGCUCCUGCACAGGACAGACCCUCACCAGUUCCUGCUUCAGCCAAAGCCACGGAAUCUCUCAAGGCCAAAACAGCGCCUCUCUCUGCCCCAUCCAAAGUAGUUCCCACAACGUCUGUACCUGCCAAGGCUUCCUCUGCUUCACCAUCAAGCAAAUCUAAUUCUAAAUCUGUUCCUCCCUCGGCUAAAUCUGCUCCUGCCUCUAAUAAGUCCGCCCCGGCCUCAACCAAGUCCACCCCGGCCUUAACCAAAUCUACUCCUGCCUCUGAUAACUCUGCGCCGGCCUCAACCAAGUCCGCGCCGGCCUCAACCAAGUCCGCCCCGGCCUCAACCAAGUCCGCCCCAGCCUCUGAUAACUCUUCCCCGCCCUCUGCCAAGUCUGCCAAGGCCUCUGCCAAGUCCGCCACGGCCUCUUCCGCCCCGGCCUCUGAUAACUCUUCCCCGCCCUCUGCCAAGUCCGCCAAGGCCUCUGCCAAGUCCGCCCCGGCCUCUGCCAAGUCCGCCCCGGGCUCUGCCAAGUCCGCCCCGGCCUCUGCCAAGUCCGCCCCGGCCUCUGAUAACUCUUCCCCGCCCUCUGCCAAGUCCGCCAAGGCCUCUGCCAAGUCCGCCCCGGCCUCUGCCAAAUCCGCCCCGGCCUCUGAUAACUCUUCCCCGCCCUCUGCCAAGUCCGCCAAGGCCUCUGAUAACUCUUCCCCGCCCUCUGCCAAGUCCGCCAAGGCCUCUGCCAAGUCCGCCCCGGCCUCUGCCAAAUCCGCCCCGGCCUCUGAUAACUCUUCCCCGCCCUCUGCCAAGUCCGCCAAGUCCGCCCCGGCCUCUGCCAAGUCCGCACCGGCCUCUGAUAACUCCCCCCCGGCCUCUGCCAAGUCCGCCCCGGCCUCUGCCAAGUCCGCCAAGUCCGCCCCGGCCCCUGCCAAGUCCGCCCCGGCCCCUGCCAAGUCCGCCCCGGCCCCGGAAAAGUCCCCCCCGGCCUCAGAAAAGUCCACCCCCGCUAAAACCAAGUCCGCCCCGGCCACAGACAGGUCCGCCCCCGCCUCAACCAAGGCCGCCCCCGCCUCAACCAAGGCCGCCCCCGCCUCAACAAAGGCCGCCCCCGCCUCAACCAAGGCCGCCCCCGCCGCAACCAAGGCCACCCCCGCCUCAACCAAGGCCGCCCCCGCCUCAACCAAGGCCGCCUCGGCCGUUUCCAGGUCUGCCGCUGCUCCAGCCAAGUCCUCAGCAGCACCAACCAAGUCUGCCCCACUUCUUGAAGCCGUCAUUAAAGAUGUUCCCGUCAUGGCCGUCCCCCCAGUGGGGUCUAGUGUACCAAAAGCCCAAGAACCCAAGAAGAAGGCCUCCAAGAAAAAAUCCGAGAGUGUUGCAACAGUGGAUUUCGCUGGCACUCCACUUUACCUGCCCUACAAGGCUUUGGUGUCAACUAUCAGCAGCAUGAUGUUUAGUGAGAGAGAAGCUCAUAGCCUCAUUGAGAUGCUGUCUGAGAAAGCCGGCAUAAUCCAGGGCACCUGGCACAUGGCCACUCAGAAAGGAGACCCAAUGACCAUGCUGAAGAAACAACUAGAGGAGAAGGAAAAACAGCUGGGGGCUGAACAAGAGGACUCUUCUGCAGCAAAGAACCGUCUGAGAGAGCUCACUAAGGAGCUUGCCGCCGAGAAGUCCAAGGUGGCUAGUGUUGAGACUAGGCUGAGCUCCCAGCUGAGUAAGAGGGAGCAGGAAAUGAUUGCUCUGCAAGCCCGCAUGCAGGCCAGCUACCAGGACCAUGUAGCCCAAUCCCAGAAGCUCAAUGCAAAGAUUGUCAGUCUAAAAGACCAGCUAGAAAAGGGUCCCAAUGCCCAGCUGGCCCGUCUGCAGCAAGAGAACUCUAUUCUCCGUGAUGCCCUCAACCAAGCUACCAGUCAGGCUGAGAGCAAACAAAAUGCGGAGCUAGCCAAACUGCGUCAGGAAUGUGCAAAGCUAACAAAGGAACUUGGAGAGAAGACUGAAAUUCUGCACGCUGAUGAACACGUGAGGAAAGGGCUGGAGGCUAAGGUCUCUGCUGCAGAAAAGCAACUCUCUUCACUUCAGGCCAACCAUGCAGAAAGCCAGCAAGGAUUGCAGAGGAAAUUGGAGGAAGUCUGUGCGGAGCUGAGAACAACACAAAGUGCAAACAGCAGACUGCAGGACUCUUGGAAGAAGGCCCAGAAGGACACCAGCACACUCUCAGAGUUUCAGGUGAAAAUGGGAAAUCUUGAGGCUCAGGUCAAGGAGCGUGCCGCUCAGGUCGAUGCGCUCACUGCUCAGCUGGAGGGAGCACAGGUUGAGAAACAACAGUUCGUACAACAGUUGGCAUCCAUCAACUCUUUGCUGGAGGCCAGUCAGAAUGAACGGGUGAAUCCUGCGGAACUGCAGCAAUUAAAGCUCAGCCUGCAGGAGAAGGAUGUCCAGUUCAACACUCUCCAGGAGAAACUGAAGCAAUUUCAGAUGAAGAAGGAGGCAGCGGAGAACACCAUUUCUGAACUCCAGCAGAAACAUGAGAGGGAGAAUGCCAGCCUCAUCACCUCUCAUCAGGAUGAACUUAAAAACCUCAAAGAGAUCGUACAACAAUCAGAUGUCUCUUCAGAACAGACAAAGAGCAGUCUGACAGAGAAGGAAGCCCUUGUUACAUCACUACAAGACCAGCUGAAGGAGUCAAAGCAAAAUGAAGCUUUUAUGAUCCAGCUUAAAGCUUUUGAAAGUGAAGCCAAAGAAUCCCUCCAAAAACUCUUCCCAUUUGUACCCCUUGAAACACAACAGCCAAAUUGGUUACAAGGUUUUACGCUGAAAGCUCAGGAAGUUCUUAGCCAACAAUCCCAGUCAAGUCAAGAAUCGCCAGAGUCUCUUGAAAAGCUUAAGGAGGCUGAGGAGACCCACACCACCCUGCAAGCAGAAUGUGAACAGUACAGAACAGUUUUAGCUGAAACGGAAGGAAUGCUGAAACACCUACAGAAGAGUGUUGAGGAGGAGGAGCUGGUGUGGAGGUCUAAAAUGAUGAGCUCUGAGGAACAGCUGAAAGCAGCUUUGGAGGAAGUACACAGGCUGGAGUCAGAAAAUCAAAGUAUAAAGCAGCUAAAAGAGCAGAUGAUGCUGCUGGAGGCGCAGCUGGAGAAGCAGUCAGACAACCAUUGCAUUGCUGAGGAGCUGGAACAGCUCAGGCUGCAGCUGUCCUACAGUCAGAGCCAGCUGGACUUGGCCCACAAGGAGGCCCAGGCACACAAGGAGGAGCUUGCUAAGGUCAGAGAGCCGCUGAGCCAAGUCACGUUGAGCAGUCAGCAGGAACAGAACGGUCCCACACAGGCUCAACCUAGUCAGGUUUUAUCCGACUUGAAUCAGACAACUGAGAAGCUGCAAGGAGAGGCUGCUAAAAGACAGAAGCUGGCAGAAGAGUUUCAACAGGCCCAGACAACCAUCACAGAACUUCAGGCUCAACUGGAUCUUCUGAAGGAUUCAACCGAGUCACAGCAAGGUGACUCAGAAGAUGUUGCCCAGCUCAAGGAACGUCUGGAGAAGGAGAAGAAGCUGUCCAAAGAUCUGGGACAGGCAGCCACCAAACUCCAGCAACUUCUCAAAGCCGCACAGGAACAGCUGAGUAAAGAGCGAGAGACGGUGGUAACACUACAGGAGCACCGAGAUGGCAAAGGAGAGUAUGUGGAAUUAAAGGAGGGAACAUCCGUCUGAGAGGAAGCUCACUGUAUUGACAUCAAACCAAAUAUGCCUUACGAUAACCAUAGUUAUGCAUUCCAAAACUAUUACUUUAUAGUACUGUAGUUUUUUUCUUUUGUUUUUUUGCUUUGCAAUGCUAGUAAUCAAAUGUUUGAUAUAAGCAUUUCAAAGUAUAGGAGGAAAUCAUGCUGCAACCUUGACUAAAACCUACAUUCCAUCAACAAUUCUGACUAUGUCAGAAGAUGUGUAUCCACUGCCUUUUUAGUCAAAACAUUCCCCCAUGGUUCAGUGUUAAAAGGGAAACCGAUUGUACGUUAAGCGUACAUCAACCUGUGCAAUUACUUUGUAAGUUUUCUUUGUUGAUUGAUGGUAACACUUCAGUUAGAGUACAAGUGCUUUGGGCCUCCUCUCCAUUGCGGGCUACCAACUCACAUUGAAUUUGUAUGAAUGAAUAAACUACAGUAUAACUAUGUAA
Phycodurus eques (leafy seadragon) is the source of this 4894-nucleotide messenger RNA. RefSeq names its product ribosome binding protein 1a (gene rrbp1a). The transcript has 29 exons. Bases 235 to 4434 code for a protein of 1399 amino acids. Gene Ontology annotation, biological process: protein transport. Lineage: Eukaryota; Metazoa; Chordata; Actinopteri; Syngnathiformes; Syngnathidae. The record is from RefSeq and is a predicted model, not a curated record. Gene Ontology annotation, cellular component: endoplasmic reticulum membrane.